Molecule: messenger RNA, 697 nt
Organism: Aquila chrysaetos chrysaetos
Lineage: Eukaryota; Metazoa; Chordata; Aves; Accipitriformes; Accipitridae
Product: WAP four-disulfide core domain protein 2-like
Exons: 4
Coding region: 119-493 (124 amino acids)
Biological process (GO): innate immune response; antibacterial humoral response
Cellular component (GO): extracellular region
Molecular function (GO): peptidase inhibitor activity
Source: RefSeq, a predicted model, not a curated record
CUGCCCGGCCCUUGGGAACCACCCGGAAGGCCGAGCCCUGCCGCCCGCCGGCCCCACCUGGAGAGGAGCUUAAAGGCCGGCCGGGCAGCCCCGCAGGCGCAGCGCCGGCUCCCGCACCAUGCCCAAGGCCCGCAGCGUGCUCGUCCUGGCGGGGCUCCUGGCUCUCUGGGCAGAGCCGCCUCCAGCAUCCGCCCAGAAUGUCACCACAAAAGCCGGCGUGUGCCCGGACCCGGCGACGGAAGCGGUGAACUGCACGGUGGGGUGCCAGUCCGAUGGCGACUGCGAGAGCACCCUCAAGUGCUGCCCGGCAGUCUGCGGCAAGGCCUGCCAGAAGCCCGACGAGAAGCCUGGCACCUGCCCACCCGUCAGUCCGGGGAUUCCCAUGCUGGGCGUCUGCACAAACCAGUGCAAGACGGACUCCAACUGCUCUGGGAGCCAGAAGUGCUGCAGGAACGGCUGCGGCAAGGUCUCCUGCGUGACACCCCUCCACUGAGGCACAGCCGUCUCUUGCCAGCCUGGCCGCAGGGAAGCUGCUGCCCGACACGAGUCCCGCAUGCCCAAGCACCGGCCCCCGCGCCAUCCCCGCCGGCCCGGCCGCGGUCCCGGCUCAGAGCCUUCAGCCUCAGCUUCCUCCCCGGGGUCCCCUGCUCGGGGCGCGCCGCAGCCCCCUGCACUCUCACCAAUAAAGCAGCUUCUC